UUAAUCCGAAGAGCAGUCAGUCUUAGUCACAUUCAGUUCUGUUCACAUUGGGAAGUAAUCUUUACAAUUGCAACAGUCUAUGGUCAGUAAUAAUAAAUAAGUUGAUAGCGAAUUUUUACAUAGCGUUUUAUUUCACAGAUUAUCCUAUAAGUCACUAAAGUGAAACAAAAUAAAAAGGGUUAUCAUUUAUAAAGGAAAAAAAAACAAGUUUAACUAAUCAUUCCUCACUACAGAAGGAUCACUCACAAAUUUUCAAUCAACAACAAUGAUGUGCUUACCAGAUGUAGCAGAUGACGGAGCACUUGGAACAAUUCAACACGAAUGUCUCUCCUCUGAGGGUGGCGAAAGUGAUUUGCAGAACUAUCUAGCGGUCUGUGAGAAGAACCCAAACCAUACAGGGUUCAUUUCUGUCAAGGACUUCACAGUGCACCAUUUGCCUGAAGGUCAUCGUCACCAUGAUCUGUACGAGUUCAUCAAAGCUACAGCAGAUCUGACUGUCAGAGUCGGAGUCAAGAUGACAAGUGUGAAGAGACCUAAUGUUUGGCCAGACAAAACUGGACCAUAUCCAUUCUGUGAAUUGAAAGGUAAAACCACUUUUCGUUGUGGUAGCGGAGAGCUGGAUAUCUAUGAAUACAAGAACGGAUAUGGCCGAGACGGCCAUGGACACACGGAAAAGGCUGGCUUCAGCUAUAACAGCAGAUACCCUACCUGCCCGUGUGAGAAUUGUUUGCAUUCAAACGCUGCUAAAAAAAUCUGGUGGGAGGUUGUGUUGACAACAGCCGCUCACGUGGUCUUUGAUGACAUCGAGGCUAAACAUACCACGUGCAAGCUGUUCUACGAUCAAACAGACAGCGACGUUAAGAUCUUUGACAAGUUCAGCGUGCUCUACGUCGACGUGAAUAAGGACGCAUGCGCCCUGAAGUACAUUACUUGUGACGAGACCCUGGGAAAAGAACUGUACGCCCUGGCUAGGCGUAGAGCUGAGCUACUGGAGAAAUAGAACAGUUUAUAGGCUAAUAAAGUCAAUGACAAUUGGAACUUCAUCGUAUCGUACCCACACGGUUGCACUAAGCAGGUCAGCGUUGGAAAGUGCUUAAGCAACGUAAAAAUCUCGGAUUACCUACUUAGUAAGGACUACUACUACUCUAGAAUGACCUACAACACGUGUACGUGUCCAGGAAGUAGUGGAGCGUGGAUUCACUUAGUAGGUUGUCCUGGCGCUCACGUUCACCGCGGAGCUGAUCUCCAGACCGGAAUUAACUUCAGCAGUGUUGGCCUGUACUUUCGUAAAGAAAGCCCUUAAAAAUGUGAACACGUCAAUCACCACUUGCCUUUAAUAAAAGCCACUUCACAAACAUAUAUAUUGCAUAGAAACUACUUUAGCUCUAUUGCUUUAAAUAAAACAACAAAAACAUAAAAUAUGAACUCCACAAAAUAUUAGUAAACAGAAAACCUGCGAGAAACAUUGUAUUAUGUAGUCAUUGGUGGAGUGGCUCUGCUAACACUAGUACAUCUACUUUCUUUUUUAUUCUCUCUGUCGAUUUUCUAUGUUUACCAAGUAAUAAAGAGAAUACACUAGUUAUACAAGUAAAUUCCCCUUUCACGGGCCCUUACGAACUACAGGGCAGGUGGUUAAAGAAGGUGUUAUGUUGUCAACCGCCUUAACAAUCCCAAACUAAUGCCAGGCUCCCAGUAGUGUUCAGAUGUGUCCUAAAAAUUCUAAAAUCUCAGUCUUUCCGGAGAUUCAAACUUUAGACCCCUCUGUCCGAAGGCCAAGCACUUCACCACUUGGCCACAACGCACCCCAACUAGUUAUAAAAAAAAGUUUUCCUUUCAUACCUUGCGAUCUGUAGGGCAUAUACUGUUAAGAUUAUCUGGGGGGGGGGUGCCAACGGUGAACGAGCAGGGUGUCACGUGGCUAGCACAACCACCUUUAAGUCAGGCAGCCAUUAGAGUUGGGUGGAUUCAGGGCGCCCUUAAACUCUCAAAAUUCUAAGUCCGAGUCUUCACCUAGACCCGACUCCAGGUUCGGAAGCCAAGCACUUAACCAAACAGUCAGUUACACUAGUUAAAACCAUCUUUGCUAAAAAAAAGUUUAUGCGUGCGCUGGAUGUGGUAAAAUAUGUAGGUCGCAGCUUAGGCUGCGAAGACAAGCCUUAUUAUUUAUAGUUAAAUUAAUGUCUUUGUAAUAAUGUAUUCUUUAAUAACAUGUCUUAAUAUUUUAUGCUUUUUUUUUCUUACCCAUAUUAAUACGUAUAAUAUUUAUACAUCUCUGUAAUCUAAAAUAAAUUUUUAUCAGUGGAUAAACG
Messenger RNA from Biomphalaria glabrata, 2309 nucleotides. RefSeq lists its product as uncharacterized. The record is from RefSeq and is a predicted model, not a curated record. Lineage: Eukaryota; Metazoa; Mollusca; Gastropoda; Planorbidae. Bases 266 to 1000 code for a protein of 244 amino acids. The transcript has 2 exons.